This is a messenger RNA of Nicotiana attenuata, 1725 nucleotides long. RefSeq lists its product as uncharacterized. The transcript has a single exon. The record is from RefSeq and is a predicted model, not a curated record. Gene Ontology annotation, molecular function: catalytic activity. The coding region runs from base 1 to 1725 and encodes 574 amino acids. Lineage: Eukaryota; Viridiplantae; Streptophyta; Magnoliopsida; Solanales; Solanaceae.
AUGGAUCUAACAUAUGUUCCACCGGUGAUACAAGAGGGUGAAGUAGUAGUACAAAUCCUGGAGGAAGAUAUAGCUGAGGAAAAGCAGAAAUGGAAUCGAGCUCUAAUAAUGUAUGUAGUUGGAAACACUCCAACUAUAGGUGCUGUUGAACGAUUUGUUGCUGCUCAAUGGGGAAAAGUCAGAAAACCUAAGGUACUAUAUCAUAGUGAUCGUUAUUUUACAAUUUUGUUGAAUAGUGUUAAAGAAAGAGAUGAAGUGCUGAUGAAUGGGCCUUAUACUAUGAACAGUAGACCUGUAAUACUAAAAGCUUGGGCUGAGGGUUUUGAUUUUAAUGAAGAGGUUUUGAAAACUAUUCUAUUGUGGGUUAAAUUCCCAAAACUCCCACUGAACUACUGGAGUAAUAAGGCACUUAGCAAAAUUGGAAGUGGACUAGGGAAGCCUUUGUAUGCUGAUACUUGCACAACUGUGGCUGAUAGAAUUUCCUAUGCUAGGGUCCUUAUAGAAAUGGAUAUAACUAGAACUCUACCUGGGACAAUUAAGCUGAUUGACCCUAAUGGCAAAGUGAUUGAGCAAAUGGUACAGUAUGACUGGAAGCCCCAAUACUGUCAAACUUGUUGUCAAACUGGUCACUCAUGCCACAACAUGAAAGUUCAGAAGCAAGAGGUGGGGCAGCAAACAUAUGGAAUGCAGAGUCAAGGAAAGAUAUGGAAAGUUGUAAGAAUUUUAGAUCCCAAGACUGAUAAAAUUGAUACAAGAGGCAGGUUCCUGGAGCAAUUGGAAGAAGAUAGUGAUGGGAUACAAAGCAACAAUUCAAAGUAUGAGCAAUGGCAAUUGGCAAAAGGCAAAUCUGCUACAAAGAAGAAUGGAGAUGGAAGGGAUGAGAUGGAAGUUAACACUGGCAAUGCUUUCACAGCUCUGGUAGAUACUGCACAAAGACUAGUCCAAAUGACAAGGGAGCAAGACAAAGAGAGGGAACAGCCUAGGGAUAGAGGCAGAAGGGGUAACACAAAUCAAAAAGCUAUAAUGAUGAACAUCAUAGUGUGGAAUGUUAGAGGUAUGAAUAAGGUGUAUAAGCAAAAAGAACUAAAAACAUUUAUUAGGGAGAAUAAGGUAGUGCUUAUAGCAGUCCUGGAGAAUAGAGUUAAAGAAACAAAGGCAGAAAGUAUCAUAAAGAAGAUAUUCAAUAACUGGAGAUGGAUAGCAAAUUACUCACAGGCUCCACGUGGUAGAAUAUGGAUUGCUUGGGAUCAAAAAAAGGUAGACUUUGAAGGGUAUAAAAUGCACCAACAAUACAUAAUAGGGGAAGUCACAGAGAGGCAAAAUGGCAAUAAAUUCAGAUUUGGUGCUGUCUACGGAAUGCAUACAAUACAAGAUAGGAAAAGACUAUGGGAAGAUAUGGAAAAAGCAAUAGUUGGUGCUACUGAUCCUUGUGUGCUAAUGGGAGAUUACAAUACCAUCUUGACUAGUGAAGAUAGGGCUCAAGGAACACAAGUACAGGAAUUUGAAGUAAAAGACUUCAAAGUUUUCAUCUGGAGAAAUGGACUAACUGAAUUAAAGAGAGUAGGUAGAAAGUAUACGUGGACUAAUAACCAUGUCCAUAGUAAAAUUGAUAGAAUUCUUGUUAAUGCUGCCCGGAUCCAAAAAUGGCCUGUAAUGGAAGGAAGGGCAUUGCAGCCUGGGUUCUCAGAUCAUUGUCCAUUAAGUCUACCAAUGGACUAUGAGUAA